Molecule: messenger RNA, 361 nt
Organism: Trichomonas vaginalis G3
Lineage: Eukaryota; Parabasalia; Trichomonadida; Trichomonadidae
Exons: 1
Source: RefSeq, a predicted model, not a curated record
AUGAGAGUGAAGUACAUGACAGCAAUGACAAAAGGAACUAAUAUCAAACCUAAUGAAAUCGCUCACGAGGACAUAGAGCUUAACAAGUAUUUUGUGGAGUAUCUUAUAAGUGAAGAGUAUGUAAGACCUUACUUCAUGUUUGACAGCAUGAAUGAGGAUGUUAUUUCAUGGUUAAAGAAUAUAAGCAAUGUUUUCGGUAAGUACGUCAUAGAUGACAAAGGUCUUGUUGUAUUUUAUGAGACAGCAAUACGAACACAGGAACUAAUGGAUAUUAUGCACUCAACAGCAAAGAAAGGAUUUAGUACUAUUGGCAUGAAUGAACAUUGCAGGAAUGACAUAUACAACCUAUGCUCACGAAAGC